ACCAAUCCCCAACAUGGCGCUGUCGAUAGGAUCGCUCGUCCCCGUUGUUUUGAUAGUUUUAUUCACGGUACUUGGUUUUCUUGCCGGUACGGCACAUCUGAAUAAUGAACAUGGAGUUUUAGAGGAAGUUUUUGAUGUAAAGCCAGGUGGCGAGACAAUUACUGUCGAGCACAGCAUGGGUAGUUUCUCCUGUGCAUUUACAUAUGUGUCACAUGGAGGAACAAACGAGGGUUGGGUUAUGACAAUAUCUGCCAACCCAGAAAAAACUUCCUUCACAUGUACAGUAGAAAGGCCAGGAGGAAGGUCAUAUUUAUUCUUCCAGUUAUUUAAUUUAAAAAUUAAGGGAGCCAAAAUUGAAGAAGCAGAAGCAUUUGGUGAUGCCGAUGAACCACUUAGAGCCGAGGAAUAUGUUGUCAAUAAAAAGAAAAACGCAGUCAGCUACAAAGAAGGGAUGUUCAGAUCACAUCUCACCAAGAUAAUGGUACUCGCUCUUGGACCUAAAACGGAACUGUGACCAUCGCUGUCAUUCAUAGUGAUUUAUUUAAAUAAACAUUUCAAAAAUGUCCUUCAAACAGAUCACUUCAGAAGGGGCUGUAUUUUUCAAUAUAACAG
This is a messenger RNA of Saccoglossus kowalevskii, 612 nucleotides long. Its product is annotated as myeloid-derived growth factor-like. Gene Ontology annotation, biological process: positive regulation of endothelial cell proliferation; positive regulation of angiogenesis. The record is from RefSeq and is a predicted model, not a curated record. NCBI's taxonomy places the organism in Eukaryota, Metazoa, Hemichordata, Enteropneusta, Harrimaniidae.